GGCCUGUCCUGCACAGAGCCAGGAGAUCCUGAUGGGUCCCAUCCCACUCAGCAUAUUCUUUGAUUUUAUGUUCCAUAUUCUUUGAUUAUAUGUUCCAUUUUACAUGUUUUGUCAUCACACACACAGGAACUUGGCUAAACUUUUCCUUCCCAAACACACAGCAGGAAAAUUGUGCUUUGCAGGCUCUUCCAAGCACAAUUAGUUCCUGCUUCAUCUGCCACUUGUUUUUCCUGCACAGGUGAGCAGUGGGUAUGGAUUUGGACAGCGUGUUCUCAGGCUCUUCCCUGCAGAGCCUUGCCAAACUGCUACGUGAUGCUCCAGAGGAGGAUGAUGAUGAUGAUGAUGUGCCACGCUGUUCUGUUGGUGCCAUGACUCCUGGGAGUGUUGGACCAGUCAAAAAGGAGACCACCAGUACUUUUCAAGUGAAAUCUGAAAACAAGAAAACCAUUUGGAAUACAGAGGAGGUCCCAGAAGGAUCUGAAUUUGAUGACACAUGGGACCCUAGAGAAAAACCAGAAUAUGAGAUUUCCUUCAAGCAGCACGUGGGAACAGAGGAUGUGUUCUUUGGGAUGACUGGGAAAGACCCCUCCACUGCCUGCUGUGAAGAUAUAGUGAUUAAAAUCAAGCUGCCAGAGACCAAGUACUCAGACAUCACAUUAGACAUCCAGGACAAGGUUCUUGACCUUCGAACUCCCAAAAACAAGCUGCUGCUGCACCUCCCCUACCCUGUGAACAGCAAGGAGGGCAGAGCUCGUUUUCUCUCUGAAGAGGAGAUCUUGGAAGUCACCUUGAGAGUGUCAAGGAAGUUGGAUUUCAUCAAUUUUUCUGAUGGGUAGAAAGAUAGAGAAAGUUUGCAAAAACUAAUGUUCUAGUUUGAAGGCUUUUGGAAACCCAGCUUGUUCUGAAAUAGUAGAUGGCUUCCCUUGAGCAGUCCAGGGAAAGUGUCUGGAGAAAAGAGUCAGGAGGAGCACAGCACCACAGCUUCUAACAGCUGAUGCUGUCUGACCCUCACACUGCUCUGGUUAACUUUCUGCUUCCUGCAGACUGGAACAGCCCCUGUGAGUCAGAAAGUGGGAGAUUUCAGUUCAAAAGCCACAGAAAGUCUUUGUGUGGUCAUGGCUGAGGUAGCACAGUGAGGCUCAGGACAAUGUUUGUUGCUUUGGUACCAUUCCAAGCCUUGCAAGUGCUACUGGCCUUGCUUGGUGUCCAGUGCUGGGACUGGGGCCAGUUCAGAAUCUUCUCUUGCCUAUUUCUUGGUGAGAAGAUCAUUCUGCAGGGAUCCAUACCCACAUCUGAGGCUCCUUUACACUGGCAGAACAAGUUAACCAGUUAUAGUUGAGUUGCUGAGCAUCUCAGCUCUUUUGAACAGGUUUCUGAAAAUUUAUGGUUCAGUGUUGUCUAGUCAUCUGCUGUCCCUGCACCUAUUUCUCUGAUCUUUCUUGAUUAAUAAAAUAAUAGGUUCUAAGGAACAGUUCCAGUUAUCUUUGAGUCUGCCUUCUCUA
Molecule: messenger RNA, 1502 nt
Organism: Zonotrichia albicollis (white-throated sparrow)
Lineage: Eukaryota; Metazoa; Chordata; Aves; Passeriformes; Passerellidae
Source: RefSeq, a predicted model, not a curated record